GAUCGUCGCUGCCGUCCGUGUGUGUGAGCUCGAGCGAAGAUUAUAGAGGAGCGCGCGGGGACCGGCGGCCGCAGCAGGGCAGCGGCGACUACAGCAGGGCAGCGCAGAGCGGCUACAGCCUAUUUUGUUGAGUUUGCAUUUGGAUGAAAAUAAUUGUAUGGAUCUUCAAAGUUCCACUAUAAUGGAUGAACAGUGUAACCCAUCGACACCGGUUAUGAACACUGGGACAUCAACUUUUCGAUCUACACAAAAGGAAAAUUUCCCUCCUAAAAAUGCAACAAAACUUUCCAAGGUGUCCUUCCAAACCCCUGCAAGAGAUCCUGUUACCCGCAAAGUGCUGAGUCCACAGCUCACCAACGUUUUGUCUCCGAAGGUUGGUGAAAAUGAACAAAGUUUGUGGAAUACUGAGGCUCCAGGAAGGCUUGAGGAUAAAUGGCAUAAAGAUUCCAGACGUAGUUCCGAAAUGUCUAAUUUGGAAUUUGAAGUACGACUUAAGCAAGUGACAGAGACUAACCGAUCUGCCAAUGAAGUUGGUCCUGGCAACGAGGAGCAAGGUUCAUCUCAUGGAGCUUAUACGCUUGAUCUUGACAUGCUUGAUGUGAUGAAUCCAUUUACAAGUAAUUCAAAAGUCAUGAAUUCGCCAGACCAGAGUGACAACGAACUUGACUCUCGGGAGCAAUGUCUCAAAAUUAUCCCAGUGAAUAAUCAAGUGCUUGCGAAGAAAACUGAGAAAAGGUCAAUAACCCCUCCCUAUAACAUGAACACAGAUCGGAGAAUGAUUAUCUCAAAUGACAUCCUUUUACAAGUAGAAAAUCAAAACAAUGACAUGGACCAGGAUCCCGAGGUGAUCAUAUCACAGGCGCUGUGCAGCUUUGACGUGGAUUGUCCUGAGAAGAUUGAUCCUUGUGGAAAUCAGAUGAAAGUGGAAAUUCCACUGCCUCCUGCAGAACACCUGUCCAAUCUCAACAGCGACAAUACAGACACUGACAGCUCACUCCAAAUGGGAGGGCAAAAUCUUCUUAAUCCUCCAGUACUUGAUAAAGAUCUUGUGUCUGAAACGUCUCAGAAAGAUGUUGCUGAUUCUUUACAACCUUUGAAAUUGGAGAUUGAAUUUGAUGGUGACAGGAAGAAGAAGCCUCCCCCAAGAAAGUUGGGGGAAAGACUUGGAAGCCAGUUACAGCGUAAGAAAUCUGGUGGCACGAAAGAGAGAACCGCACCUAGCAAAAUAAAAAAUGACAAAGAACAGAAGAUUGCACUGGAACAGAGCAAGGAAGUUGGAAAGUUGGAAGAAACUGGCCCUGUGGAUCCCUUGCGAGAGCCAAACCACGAAGUUGCCUGGGACAAACUGGAGGAUCUGAAUGUCAACCCUUUUGGUGGCAUGUCAAAAGUUUGCAAUUCUCCCAGUUCUGUUAUGCUGCCAGCUGCUGACUCUGCACCACAUGCAUUGCCAGAUAAGAAAGAGAAUGGGGAGCCUACUCCAAACAAAUUGGAAGGAUUUCAGAAGCCAGAUAACAUUCCAGGACCAAGCAACUUCAGUGGAAAAACUAAGGAGUUUCAAAAACAACCUGUUAAGAAGAACACUUGCAAGGUUAAACCCAUGGUGGAGGUCUCAGCAAUUCCUUUAUUUCAGGAUUCUCAAGUUUUUGCUGUUGGAGAUGUACUUGAGUCCAGACCUGUAUCCAAUGCUGAAAGAAUUUCUGAUGGGCUAUUACACAUGAGGAAUGUACAAAGUUCACAUGGCAUGGAUAAUCAUUUCAUAGCUGGAUCCUCAGACUUUAUUGAUUGUAUCAUGGAAGGUGACGCUGAAGAAUUCAGGCCAGCUGACCAAAUUCCAGCAUUUAACGAACCAAUUGAAAUUGAUUACCUGGAACAGUUUGGUCAUUCACUGUUUCAUGCGUCUGCUUUGAGGAAGCAGUCUCUGUACCUGAAGUUUGAUCCUUUGCUGAGGGAAAGUCCUGCAAAAGUGUCUGUUAAACCCCUGGAGAAUGAACCUGAUGCAGCAGAGCCAACAACCAGAAUUUCUGACAUUUUAGAUCUUGAACCUGUUCCUGGUGUGCAUCCAGAUGAGGGAAUUGUGGAUAAUGCCUUAGUGCCUGGUCUGUACUCUAUUCUUAAUGAUCCAGUUGCUGAUUUUUUAUCUGCUGUUCCUGCUGAGGGUGCUAUUGUUGAAGUGCUAAAAUACAGCCAAAAAGACUUGGAUGCUGCAAUUCAAGUUGUAAAACGAGAAGCAGAUACUAAAAUCAUGGCUGUAAGACAAGAGCUUGUUCGUCAGGAAGCUUUGACUUUGGAAUGGAAGCAGAAGCACAAGGAAAGCCUUGCACAGUGUGCAGAAAUGAAGAACAUUGUUAAUGAAUAUACAGAUAUGACUUUUCAAAUGAUGGAGGCAUCUGACAAAAAUAAUCAAACGUCCAAGGCUGAGCUAGAGAAAGUAAAUGAGGAGAAGCUGCAGGCCUUAAAGGAACUGAAUUCAGUCGAACUGUCAUUUUCUGAACUGUUUAAACGAUUUGAGAAGCAGAAAGAAGUACUGGAGGGUUACAAAAAGAAUGAAGAGAGUUUAAAGAAAUGUGCUAUGGAUUAUAUGGCAAGGAUUGGGAAGGAAGAACAGAGAUAUCAGGCGCUGAAAGCUCAUGCUGAAGAAAAAUUGAAUCGAGCAAGUGAAGAAAUUGCACUAUUUCGCACUAAAUACAAGGCAGAGGUCGGCGCUCUCCAGGCUCUACAGCGCAAGGAACAAAUGAAAGCCCAUUCCUUGGAAAGCAGUCUCGAAGAUAUGACUAAACAAAAUGCAGAACUAUCAAAGCUCUGUGAUGACCUAAUUUCCAAGAUGGAAAAAAUCUGAUUUCCUUGAUGUAAAUAUCCUGCGUCGACCUCCUGCACUAUUUUUAAAUGUUGUCUUUUGUAUCUGUCUAAAUUACUAAAAAUAAAGUUCAAAUACUUGAAA
Molecule: messenger RNA, 2938 nt
Organism: Leucoraja erinaceus (little skate)
Lineage: Eukaryota; Metazoa; Chordata; Chondrichthyes; Rajiformes; Rajidae
Product: transforming acidic coiled-coil-containing protein 3-like
Exons: 17
Coding region: 158-2836 (892 amino acids)
Biological process (GO): cerebral cortex development; cell population proliferation; mitotic spindle organization
Cellular component (GO): cytoplasm
Source: RefSeq, a predicted model, not a curated record